Brassica napus (rape) is the source of this 2516-nucleotide messenger RNA. Its product is annotated as centromere protein C. Gene Ontology annotation, molecular function: centromeric DNA binding. Gene Ontology annotation, biological process: attachment of mitotic spindle microtubules to kinetochore; kinetochore assembly; spindle attachment to meiosis I kinetochore. Gene Ontology annotation, cellular component: kinetochore. Bases 121 to 2307 code for a protein of 728 amino acids. NCBI's taxonomy places the organism in Eukaryota, Viridiplantae, Streptophyta, Magnoliopsida, Brassicales, Brassicaceae. The transcript is spliced from 11 exons. The record is from RefSeq and is a predicted model, not a curated record.
GCCAUUUCAACUGAAUCCCACUUUCCCAAAUACUUUCAAAUUGUAAACCGCAUAACCUCUCUCUCUCUCUCUCACUCAGCUGUAACCCAAUCGGCGGAGAAUAAUUAUCCGGUGAAUCAGAUGACCGAUCUGGGCCGGAGCUCAACUCUAGAGUCGGAUCCCCUACGUGCUUACUCAGGCCUCUCCUUGUUUCCUCGCACGCUGAAAUCAAUGUCCAUCCCUCCUCCUCUCUACCCGUCCGACGCUCUUCAGCAGACCCAUACCCUCCUUCAAUCUAUGCCUUUCGAAGUCUCAAAAGAGCAUCAGGAGCAGGCAAAGGCUAUCUUAGAAGAUGAAAGCUCUGAACUUUUAAAGCAAGGCAGUGUAGGAUCAGAAGAUACGGAUGUUGGUGUCAGUUUCGCUAAUAAGAGGGAAAGAAGACCGGCGUAUGAACGGAAGCGAGGACAUUUUACUUUCAAGCCUACUACGACAAGUGAAUCACCUCAAAAAGAACCAACCUUUGAUCCUAGUAAAUAUCCAAAACCUGGAGAGUACUUUGCUGCGUAUGACAGAUUUCUGCUUGCUCAACGAGAAUGGCAGAAGCAGACUGGCACCUUUGUAAAUGAGACACACCAGUAUCAGCCCCGCCCUCGCAGACCAGAACUUCCAGGGAGAAAACGGGGUACAUACAAGCAUACUUAUACAGCUAGUUGUCCCAUUGGCUUGAAAACUUCUGAAAAGGAAAACCCCAUUCCUUCUGAACAAGUCCUAGAGGAAAACACUGCUGCACAUGUUAAGACUGCGGACAGAGAAGUAGAUGGUGAGAGUAAUGAUUCAACCGCAUACACAGACAAGAACUUGGAAAAUAUUUUGACUGAGUUGCUUGCUUGCUCUCCGGAUGAGCUUGACGGGGAUGCUGGUGUCAAGCUUUUGCAGGAACGCUUGAAUAUCAAGCCCGUUAAUGAGGAAAUGCUUUCUUUCCCUGACUUUCCAGAUGUCAGAAGAAUGGACUUGAAGGCGUCUGGAAGGAACCCAUCAAAGCCAAGAACUGCGCUGUCAAACAUACAGAAUUUGCUAAAAGGGAUUAACAGUGAUGGGAGUCGGAAAAAAAGCCAGGCAUCACCAUCAUAUUCACCAGAGGAUCAGUUUUCAUUUCCCGACAGGCUUAAUUUGCUUCCAGGAGAUCAACAGCCUGGAGAGGUCGAUAUAACAAAGGAUUUGAAUGCCUGUUCGGGAUCUUCAGUGGCCAGCGAUGCUGAUAAAGUUAUACCUAAUGCAUCUCCGUCUAAUGUGGGCACUCACGUUGCUAGCGAAUUCAACAUCUCAGUGCAGAAGAGUUCUUAUGAAGGUGUUCCUGAUACUAACUCAAGUCCAUAUAGGAACGCUGACAAUUGUGAGGUGGACGACAGCAUCACAAACAUUAAUCCAGCCACACUAGAGGCGAAUGUAGAUAUGCAAACAAAAGAAAAUGAGGGAGAUGUUCCCAUGGGUGAAAGUGAAGCAAACAUAAACACUAGAAGAAGAGAAAGUUAUGUAGACAACCUGGCGGAAGAUGCACCGGGAGAGGAUGCAAGAAUGGAUCCUUUUACUGUAGAAGAUGAAACCAUUCCAUAUCAGCAAGUAACAAUCUCAGCUCACUUUGUGGCUCAAAAGUAUUUCGUUAUGACGUUACUUUUUCCUACAGAAGAAUCCUCGAAAUCUCUAAACGCAACUCGAGAACAAUACAACGCAAUGGAUGGAUUCAUUGAACAUGAGGAGCAUACUCAAGGACAACAUGGAGAGGAAAAUGACAACACAGACACCGCUCGUAGAGUUCAAGUAGAAAAUGCUCAGCAGGAAGCUCCCAGCUCUUCACCCAAACAGACAAAUAAACGAAGCAAGAGAGGAGCUUCUGACAGCAAUAUGAAAAAGCGGAGCAAAACGGUGCAUGAUGAAACUGAAAAGGACAAGCAAACGAAAACAUUAUCACGUGAAAGUGGAGCAAAGAAGCAAACCAAGGGAAAAGCGAACGAGAGAAAGGAGAAGACGCAAAAGAAAACAGUAACACGUGAGAGUAAAAUGUUCUCCCGUAGGAAAAGCCUUGCAGCUGCUGGUACUAAUUGGGAAGCUGGUGUUAGACGAAGUACAAGGAUUAAGUCGAGACCACUUGAAUACUGGAGAGGUGAACGAUUCUUGUACGGACGUGUUCACAAGAGUUUAACUACUGUGAUCGGGAUAAAGUAUGAAUCUCCGGGAAAGAAUGGCAAAGGCGAAACGCGCGCAUUGAAGGUGAAAUCAUUCGUCUCUGAUGAUUACAAAGAGCUGGUUGAAUCAGCCGCCUUGCAUUGAAAAUCAUAAUAAUCCUAGGAGAGUGUUCAGAGCAAAUAAUCUUUUGAUCAUAACUCUAUUGAUAUGGUGUUUCGUCUCUACUAUUAUCACUUUGGGUCCCAUAACCUGUCACUUUCUUCUUUAUUCAAACCGCAACUGUUUUGGAAUUUCGAAACCGGAACCGAGAGUUUCAACUUUCAACUUUCAGUUAGUUUCCUCCAUGUUGAUUA